GACGCCGCGCGGCAGUCAGGCAUCGGCCGCGAACGCGUGUGUCGACUCGCGCAUAGGACAAUACAAAAAUCGAAUACUUACGGAUAGUGUGUUCUGUGCAUUACAAUUACUUCUUUCUUUUUAUUUUUUUUUAAAGGCCUAAUAGACAACGAAUCUAUAGUUUUACAGCCUAAUGAUAUACACAACGGAAAGUAUAAAUAUAUUUUUAUUUCACCGCACUCUGUCAAGGACGCGUAAUUAGGAAAUUUUUAUGGUCGAUUAAAGUGCGUUUUUAUAUUGAUAAGAUAAUAAAUAAUAAGGAACGUCACCCGUAGUGGCGGAUUCGUGCCCAGUGGUCAAUUGAUUUUAUAGAUUCUUUGUGGUCAAGUGAAGUUUUUAUUAAAUUGUGUGCCAGUUUGGAUUUUCAUGUGCGAAGCUCAACCCAAAAACAAUGCAGUCCAACCACAGACAAACUAACAGGCACUAAAAUAGGGAGACGCGCCACAAACAUGACAACACACACGCGGAAGAGGUCGACCCGGUGACUAGCUUUCGUGUCGUAACAAGAGAUGGCGCUGCUCACCAACUCGUCGGCGAGCGGUCCCACAGCCACGCCAUCUGCGCCUCAGGCCCACCACUCCACGACGCCGUUGCAUCACUACUUCCACUACCUGAAGCAGCCCUCACCGUUAGCCCAGAACCCGUACGCGCAUCACUCGAGCGCCCAUCACAUGGGCAUGGGCCCUGGGCCGCUCGGUGGGCUCGGACCUUUCGGGUUGACCCACCACGGGCUAGAGGCUGUCGGUUUCCCCCAAGAUUACAUGUAUGAAGGCGUGAACCCUCGCAAGCAGCGUCGCGAGCGAACCACGUUCACGCGCGCGCAGCUCGACGUGCUGGAGUCGCUCUUCGGCAAGACGCGCUACCCUGACAUCUUCAUGCGCGAGGAGGUGGCGCUCAAGAUCAACCUGCCAGAGUCCAGAGUGCAGGUCUGGUUCAAAAACCGGCGGGCGAAGUGCCGACAACAACUCCAGCAACAGACCAACACGCAGAUCUCCAGCAAGACAUCAUCCAGCUCCAAAUCCAUCUCCUCCACCAACUCGAUCAAGAGCAACUCGUCCAAAAUAACCACAUCCAAAGCGUCCUCCAACACCAACAACACACCAAGCAUAACAACAUCAUCCCCUAACCUUCCAACCCCUACGACCUCCGUGAGUCCACCAAUCAAUGUUAUAUGUAAAAAAGAAUCAGCACCCUCCUAUGACGCUUCUCCUUUGAACAAGAACCUAUCCACCCACCACUAUUCAAACGAUGCAUUAAGAAUUACAAACAAAGAAUCAUCUCCAUCGGAUAAUCUAUCUAACGUACACAAUUAUGGAGUGACUCCUAAACAAGAGCUUUACAAUAGCCCAAAAAGGUUAGACUAUUCCAGCAAAGUGGACUACACAGAGAAGUCCUUUGGCAGCAACCUUGUGAAAGACCAGUACAGCUCUCGUUUGACGGGUAACCUGACCCCGUUGGGGUCUAACUCGUCCAUAAUGACUACCCCGUCACCUCCCAUAACUCCGCAGAGUCUGAAUGGUCCGGGGAACGUCUACCACCCGGAUAGCUACAACAGUUUCCACUGGCCUGGCAGCUCGGACUACAUCCGGAGUUACUCGAGCUCGCACCAUCACCAAGGAUAUGGGCAGAGUGCCUACAAUUCUCCGUACUAUCCUAGUCAGAUGGAGUACUUCAACGGCUCGUCGGUCAACCAGUCCCACAGCGGUCAUCACACUCACAACCUAACCGCCAAUGGCAACCAGUUGUACAACCAGGUGUCUUUCGGCAACCCGUCGCCGCCGGCGGCUUGGCCGUCCCACCACAACAUCCUAUCAUCAGGCCCGGAGUCCCCGGAGAACCAGUCCCAGAACUCCCCACAUCUAAGUAUGUUGCAAGCCUCGCAAAUCACGAACUUUUCUAACACAGGCAACAGUUACUUUGCCCCCGAAAAAUACGGUAUAAAUAUGGUGUAGUGUCUCUAGUCUUUUCCAAUAGGUUAUUGUAAAUAUUCAACUAUUAAUUAAUAUUUAAUUUAAGGGUGGGUGUGUAAGAUUAAACCGUUUGUUCAAAGUUCUUUGCUUUUGCUCUUGUUUCAACAAAAAAAAAUUGUCUAUGAUCUUUUAUUUAUAAUAAAAAUACGUCGCAUUAACGGUCGCAUUCAAGUUUGGUUUGAACACUUUCUAUUACAUUUCGGUUUUGCUACUUCGAUGAAGUGUUCCAUUAGAUUUGAAUGCGCCCGAAAAUGCGAGUUAAGUACAUAUCAAAUUUAGUUUUAUUUAACCAAACGCGUUUUACAAAGCAAAUUGCCUUUGGACAAAUGGUUUAAGCUAUAAUUUUUUAAGGGAGAAAGUUAGGUCUUCUUGUAAUUAAAUUUUUUGGGCAAAAUCUAAACUCAUUCUAUGGUCCAAAGUUUUCAACAUCAUGGCAACACCAAACAAUUUAAUUUCCUCAAAUAAUUAAUGCCUGUUUUAAUUUAUAUCACCUUAUUAAUCAAACAAGAAUGAUAUUAAUUUUUGCCCAAUUUUUGAUUUACAAUUUGGUACUCAAUUAAGACUUUAAUUUAUAAAGCUGCUUAUUAAAUGAAUAUAACGACUGUCAACGAAAUGGAAUAAACUCGCGGUGGCCUAAUUAAUGAUGGCUUAAAGUUGCCAUGUGAAAAAAAACUAUGCAAUUUUAAGGUUUUUUGCUUGUACAUUCCCUUGAGUCAUAUCACUUUAUAUUUAAAGAAAAUAAUUUUAGAAUAUGACGACGCUCGGAGGAUGUGCGUAAAUUUUAUUAUCAUUAUUGUAAAUAAAAAAAUAUAUGUGUAAGAGUUUUUAUUUUUUAAAUAAAUUUGUAAAUGUGCGUGCUACUAUUGUAUAUGUGAAAGAAAUUGUUUAGAUGGUAUUAUAAGUGUUAUUUUAUUAGCGAAUCAUAAUUACGUAUUCUUUUGGGCUCUAUGGUUUUUUUUAAUUAUCUGAAUUUAAUUUCUAUUAUUUGUUCCCAGUGUUGCCACUGUUCAAUUAAAAUAAGUAGUUAAUUAUGAGAUUGAGCUCAUUAUGUAAUACGUAACUAUGAUAUAAACCCCGAUUUUUCCUGGAAAGUCCUUUGCACAGUGAUUGUAAAAAAAUAAAUGAAAUCAAAUCAUUACCUAGUGCAAAUAACAGUGUACAGUUAUUGUAUAAAUAAUUUAUAAUAGAUUAAAUUUAUAAUUAAUUUGGGAGCAGAUGAUUUAUGCGCACUGAAGUCGCAUUCUUCUUUGGUAAGUAUGCGGUUUAUGUUUAAAUAUUUUCGACAAACUGGAUUUCUGGACGAAACAUGAAAUAAUUUAAUGAAAUUGAAAAAGAGAGAUUACUAGAUUUAAAUAGAGAAAUAUUUUAAAAAUUGACAGUUGAUCAUUAAAAAGUUUUUACGCAGUUGUAAAAUUAUGUCUUAACCUUUUAACUGGUAACACAGUUUUUUUUUUAUUUUAAUGAGUUAUUAUUAUAACUGCGUAUAACUUUUAAAUAUUAUUUAAAUGAAUGAAUUAUUGUUUUAUUAAUUUAAACAUAAUGAAGUAAUGAGUUCUAUAUUUUUUGUUUUUUAUCAAAAAAAUUGUAGAUGGAAAUGUAUUGAAAAUUUGUAAGUUAUAGAAUAUGCUUGAACAUAGCUAAGGUAGCGUAAGUACGGUGGUUACCGUUUUUCGGCGAAGAGUCAGUGUAUUUUUUUUUAAUCUUAAGUUGUACUAAUUAUUAUUAAAUCAUAGCAAUUGAAAUAUUGAAUCCGAAUAUAUGCAUAUAAAAUACAAA
Bicyclus anynana (squinting bush brown) is the source of this 3785-nucleotide messenger RNA. It is a transcript of the gene oc, whose product is annotated as homeobox protein OTX1. Bases 549 to 1991 code for a protein of 480 amino acids. Gene Ontology annotation, molecular function: DNA-binding transcription factor activity, RNA polymerase II-specific; RNA polymerase II cis-regulatory region sequence-specific DNA binding. The transcript has 6 exons. Gene Ontology annotation, cellular component: nucleus. Gene Ontology annotation, biological process: regulation of transcription by RNA polymerase II. The record is from RefSeq and is a predicted model, not a curated record. Lineage: Eukaryota; Metazoa; Arthropoda; Insecta; Lepidoptera; Nymphalidae.